CAAAAAUAAAAAUUUAUCUUCUUUUGUUUAUUUAUUUUUUUUUUUUUUGAAGAAAAGAAAAACAUAUCGUUCAGUGUACGAAUGAUUGCUCAUAUGAAUUAUUCUUCUGAAUGAUUUUUCGAUUGAUAAUUUCAAAGGAUAAUAUCAAGGACAAAGAUUUUUCUUGCGCAUGUUAUUUUUUUCUUUUUUUUUUUUUUUUUUUUUAAUUUUAUCUUAUACGAGAAAACGUGAUUGAAAGGAUUGUAACGAUACGAAAUUGUUGAAACGAAAAAAGAGGGAUAAUCAUUUGCGAGUGUUUGAGAAAUCACAUGUUUGAGAAAGAAAAAAAAGAAUAAACAAAAUAAAGAAAAAAAGACAAAUAAGAUAAUCUAUCGAACGACAAUCUGCACGUGGCAUCGUUUAUCGUGCCAAGAUCAAAUUGUAGGUGAAUCCAAGUGACGCUUCGUUUAGUGCCAUUAAGCCGUUCACCUCGGUUUUAAUGUGAAGAUUCAAAUAUGAGCUGGAUAAAAUUAUUAUGGACAAAUGGACAAUUUAAAAUUAUGAAAAUAUUUGUAAACAAGAUUAUCGUUGAAAAAUAUUAAGAAGAAAAAAACGUAAGAAAAGUAGGUGGGAGAAAACUCGGUUAUCCAUUGAAAGAUAUGACGAACCCGAACACAGUACCCAGAUUAAGGAUCGACAAAAAAACAUUGUCGACUAAUUCCACAGUUUCCGAUUGUUCCGUCGUAUUACUUCCGUACUACGAAGAUCAAGGAAGUAGUGGUGGUGGUGGUGGUGGUGGUGGUAUAAGCGGUCGUGAGAUGUUAACCACUAACGGACAAACCAAAGAAGAUUAUAAAAGGCGAAUCACGAGACAACAAAACGAUAAAAUAAUAAUACGUGGCAGUAACGAUUGUCAAGAAGAAUAUCGUGAUUAUCGCGAAAUGAACUUAAAUUCCAAAAAUAAUGAUCAAACAUUCAACGAUUUUAUCAUCGAUAGGAUAGAAUUCAAAUCAUACGGAGAAAUCGAUUCGUGUUACGAGAGAAUAGCAGAUUUGCAAGAUUACGUUCAAGAGGAUAAAGGAUCAACGAAUUAUCCAAUGGUCAAUGCGUUGGACGUUUUAUUGGAACGAAGGAAUUCAUUGAACAACGAUAAUUACGAUCAAAAUUCUUCAGACGCAUCAUCGGAUCUUGUCGAACGUGGAACUAUCGUCAGAAAUAAAUUCAAUCGUAAUUGUCCAUACUCGAAGAAUAAUUCAACCAAUUGGUCGGGAAGAAAUCAAUCGUUCGAAAACAACAUGAGUUUUACGCGUAAACAACAGAAAAUAGACAAAUCUAAGGAAGUACAAACUAACGGUGGAAUAUGUUCGAUAUUUGAAAACAAUUGGCAAGGUAAAAACAACGAUGAACAAUCAAACGUCACUUCAAAGGAAAAUAAUUCGAUACUAAUGACUACAACAACAACGUCAAUACCAUCGAUCGUAGUAAACGAUCACGGUGAGAACACGGUAUUGACGAUACUCGGAAAAGGAGCCGAUCACGGAGCCCAGGUGUUUUCUGAUGCUAGCAACAGUUCUAUCAUUUCUCAAGCUACGAGAACUUGGCCAGAUUCUCCAUUAAGUUGUUACAACAACAAUAUGGGUAUUUCUAGACCAAACAGCAGAUGUUCCAAUUGCGCACAACCACCGACUUCUGGAAUGCAAUUCGAAUCUCAAUUGAUGCCUUAUAACGUUUCUGGAAGCCCCAUUGGCUCACCGCAGAUUCCUUCGACGUAUACUAUGAUGCAAGGUCAAUCGUCACCUUCUUCAUCGAGCCAAUCUUACGGUGAUAUACCCAGCCCAUUGAACUAUCAAAAACCGGUUAAUCGACGAAUCGAAGAACGACUUCACAAGGAUCUCGCGUGUUUUUCCAUUUGGGGUAAUUUUCUCGAUGAUCAAGGAAAUAAUAUCAACGAAACAGUUCCUACCUUUGACAGCAACGAAUUACAAUUGUUAGAUGAGGUUCUCAGAAGUCAAGGUAAUCAAUGCGAAAGAAACGAGGAAGCACAAGUUGUACCAAGAUCUGACGAUUAUUAUUCUAGCAGCUACGACAAUCGACCAUCAAGUGUACGAACUUUUGAAAAUGAACUCGAACGAAUGUCAUCGUGUAAAAACGAUACCCAAACUAUUUCCUCCCCGUCCACAUCAACCUCCCCUUACGGAGAACAACAAAGUAACAGUUUUACGAAUUACUCAUCUAGUCCAAACGAUCUCCCAUACACAUACGUUGCUACGGAAAAUCCUACUACUAACAGUGUUACUUAUGGUGAAAAUCAAACUCAAGUUAACAACUUGUACGAUUACAACGACGUAUGGAAUAAUAUGGGAAAUGAUAUGAGAUACGGGAAUACGAAUAAUUUACAAUCUAAUAUGGAAUUUGAUAAUAUCAAACAUGAUACCUAUGACAAUAGACAACAUUCUUCAAACGUAACUAAUUCGUGUUCGUUACCAACAUCAUAUCAAUCAUUACCAACAUUAUCAUCCGUGUCAACUAACAUUGCUGAGAACAGAAGAAGACGUUGUACGAGUACCUCCGGUAUUUCUUAUCCCAAUACAUCGUUCAAUGAUUUUCAAAUACCUGAGAUGGUAUCAUCUUUCAAAUCUAAUCGAUCGCAAAGGUCUAACGAAAGAACCAUCAUGCCAUGGCCAUCGUUAAAUUUACCAAGCACCGGUGCCAGUAAAAGACUCAAAGAAGAACUCAAACCUAAAGAUGUUGAAAUAGCUAUGAGUCAAUUGUUAGAGAUAAAAGAUGAAGAAUUAACAACUGUAGAUAAUGACGGUUAUACAAAGUUGAUGUGUCUGAUGAGUAAUCCAGAAGAUCUGGCAAAGAAAAAAGCAUAUCUCGUGCCAUUGGUUGAACGAUUGAGCAAUUUUAAAGAUGCAUUAUCGAGAAAAAACAAUCGCGGAGAGGAUGCACUUUAUUUGGCAGCAAUAUGUUGUCCAGAAAUGCCAUACAUCGCUGGUUAUUUAGCAGCUACAAUGUUACAAAAAGGAAUUGACAUUAAUCAAAAUCUUUAUCAUACUCGUGGUGAUACCUUGAUACAUUCAGUGUCAGCGAGAGGUGACUCUCAUGGUGAAGUUUUGGCCGAAUUAUUGGCACUUAAAACUAGUCAAGGAUAUGCAGUUUAUGAUCUUUCCAAAUGCAACUACGAUGGAAGAACCGCUUUACACGUAGCGGUGGAGUCCCAUGACCCUACGGGAAGAAAUAUCAAGGCCGUUGCCACGGUUCGUUUACUGUUAGACAAUGGAGCUGAUUUAAACAUAAAGGAUACUAAAAAUGGCGACACAGCUUUACACAUGGCUGCUGGUCUCAGUUGUGAUCCAGCACUCGUCAAGGUUUUGUUGAGCAAAGCUGUUUCCGGCACUGUGAACGCAACAAAUUACAAUUACAACACCCCGUUACAUAUAGCUGCCGCUUGUAACACGGUCCCUCUGGAAAAGCAAAAGGAAGUAUGUUGGCUCUUGACCCAAGCUGGAGGGCAAACUAACAUUCACAACAAGCAAGGGAAGACACCGCUUGCUUUGGUGUCAGCCGAAAGGAAGGACCUCAUCAGGCGAAUCUUUUAUAAGAAAUUUUGAUACUUCACGACGUGUAUAUAUAUGUGCGUGUCUGUGUGUGUGUGUG
Molecule: messenger RNA, 3639 nt
Organism: Polistes dominula (European paper wasp)
Lineage: Eukaryota; Metazoa; Arthropoda; Insecta; Hymenoptera; Vespidae
Biological process (GO): regulation of gene expression
Cellular component (GO): nucleus
Molecular function (GO): protein binding
Source: RefSeq, a predicted model, not a curated record